CGCUUCCGGUCAUUGAUUUGUUAUUGAUGAAUCAGAAAAUAAAAAAUCAUGAAAACAUCAAAUCAGUCAGAGGUGAAGGUGUAAUCCUCCGUGUCGCCGAUGAGCGGCGCAGUUUGUUGACGGUGUCAGUCCGCCUCAUGUCACCUGUUUAACAUCCAGCUGUGGAACAAACACCUGCAACAACAUCUGGAAUCAGUCUCAGACCAGUGUGAGUCCAUUUGAGCAGAAACAUGGCGUCUCAGCCGACCCAGCAGUCCGUCCUGAGAGAGUUCUGCCCGCUCUACCACCUGCUGAACGCCAUCCCAGCCAAGGUGCAGCGGGGGUUCAGGUCUGUGCUUGUCUACCUGACGGCUGUGGACAGCAGCAGUGACUUCCUGGCGGUGGGCAGCAGUAUUGGCAUGUUGUAUCUGUACUGUCGCCGCCUCGCACACAUGAACAAGUACAGUCUGGAGGGAAAGUGUGAUGCGAUCACAGCCGUAAAGCUGCUCAGCUGUUUUGAUGAUCUAGUUGCUGUAGGAACAGCUUCUGGUCGGGUGUCGGUCUUCCAGCUGGUGUCUCCACUUCCUGGUCGCAACAAACAGGUGUAACCUGUCUCUCUCUCUGCCUGUCUGUGUGCAGUUGAGGCGUUUCGAUGUGGUUGGGCUUCACAAAGGUUCAGUGACAUCACUGGCCUGGAGCACCAAUGGGAUGAAACUGUUCUCUGGAGAUGAUAAAGGACGAGUCGUCUUUUCAGCUCUGGACCUGG
This is a messenger RNA of Paralichthys olivaceus (Japanese flounder), 745 nucleotides long. The record is from RefSeq and is a predicted model, not a curated record. NCBI's taxonomy places the organism in Eukaryota, Metazoa, Chordata, Actinopteri, Pleuronectiformes, Paralichthyidae.